Dermatophagoides pteronyssinus (European house dust mite) is the source of this 936-nucleotide messenger RNA. RefSeq names its product putative MYST-like histone acetyltransferase 1. The record is from RefSeq and is a predicted model, not a curated record. NCBI's taxonomy places the organism in Eukaryota, Metazoa, Arthropoda, Arachnida, Sarcoptiformes, Pyroglyphidae.
AUGAGAUGCAAACAAGUUUCAGAAUCGAUUCUUAUCGCGCUGACUGUGCCAUCCGAGUUUGAUUUUUUACAAUCAUCAGAAGAAACACAGGAACAACAAAAAGCUUAUUUGCAUUGGAAAGGCUACGACAGAAGAUUGGAUACUUGGGUGGAAUGGUCUAAAAUCAAAAAAUACACAACUGAUGUGACAGAUAGCGAUUACGAUCUGGAGUCUUUGGAAAGUGACGGACACGAAGGUAUAGACAAAAAUUACUUGUUGUCUCAUGUCGAAGUGACGAAAUUUAAAUCGAUCGAAUUGAUCAGAUUGGGCAGAUACAUAAUAAGCUGUUGGUAUUUUUCGCCGUACCCAAAGUACGUGCAGAAUUCAAAAUGUUUAUACUUGUGCGAAUAUUGUUUGGCUUUUUUCCGUUUUGAAUCAGAGAUAUUACAGCACAAACAGAGAUGCGCAUUACGGCAUCCUCCUGGGAACGAAAUUUAUCGCCACAAUAACCUAUCUGUGUGGGAGGUUGAUGGAGGAUUGGCCCGGGUUUAUUGUGAAAAUUUGUGCUAUCUGAGCAAACUCUUUUUAGAUCAUAAAACUCUGAAACAUCCGGUUAAUUUGUUUUUGUUUUAUAUUUUGACAGAAAAAAAUGAUUAUGGCUUUGAAAUAGUAGGAUAUUUCUCCAGAGAAAAAUAUAGUUAUAACAAUGUCAGCUGUAUUUUAGUGCUACCGCAGUGUCAACGCAAAGGUUUUGGACAGUUUAUGAUUGCGUUUUCUUAUCUUUUAUCUCUUCGAAGAGAACGGAGAGGAACGCCAGAACGUCCACUAAGUGAUUUAGGACGCGUCAGCUAUGAAAGUUUCUGGAAAGAAAACAUAUUGAGAUCGAUUACCGAGUCAAACAAUAUCUCAUUAAACGCGCUAGCCGCAGAACUGGCUUUCACUAUAGAUAAUCAUUAA